CUAUAGCCUUGCGAAAAGGGUGGACAUUACUCUAAGAGAAUAGAAUUAGAGUUUGAAGCUUUGUUUUAGAUUUUGAUAUUUCAAUGACUGAUGAGCUUACUCUCAUAAUUGAUAAAAAAGAGGAAUUUCUAAAUGUCUAAUUGCAAUAUGUGAAGAGUCUUAGCCUUGGGCCUUUUGAACUGUGAUAUAUUAGCCCUUGUAGCAAUAGCAUUCAUCAGGGUGAAGCAAGUAUUCAGUAAUGGCAGAAACAAAUAACAGCAAGGAAUUCCUCUAUAGCCAUCUAGGAAAGAAGAAACUGGCCCCGGACUACUCUUUGAGAAAUUCAGGUCCGUCGCACAGGCAGCGUUUUCUCUGCGAACUGAGGGUCAGCGGCUACCCCUACACGGCCGUUGGCAACUCCACCAACAAAAAGGACGCCCAGACCAAUGCCGCCAAGGAUUUCAUUCAGUACCUCGUCCGCAAGGGCGAGAUCAAGCCAUCUGAUGUACCAGGAGAGGGCGGCGGACAGGCCUCGAGCAACGCCCAGGCUGGCGGGUAUGCCGCGCCGCCGAUGCAGCCCGUGCCGCAGCUGCACGAACAGGGCAACGUGUACAAGCCCAUCAAUUCUGCUCCAGACUCCACAUACCUGGACAAGAUCGCCGCCAUGAGCGAGAAGGAAGUGGAAGGGCAAGAGGAUGUGGAUAUCAACGCCAGCAUCCACGGCAACUGGAGUAUGGAGAAUGCCAAGUCCAAGCUGCACCAGUUCCUGCAGAGCAGUCGGCUUCAAGCCGACUACAAGUAUUCUCAAGUGGGGCCUGAUCACAACAGGAGCUUCGUGGCUGAGAUGGGCUUCUAUGUGCGAGAGCUGGGACGGAACAUCCAUGCCCGCGAACAAGGAUCCAACAAACAGGCGGCGUCCAAGGCGUGCGCGCUGUCUCUGGUGCGUCAGCUGUUUCACCUGGGUGUCAUCGAGCCGUUCUCGGGCACCCUGAAGAAGGAGCGAUCCGAGGAGAUGCCGGCCUAUCCUGUGGCCGUGUCGCCAGAGCUUAGCGAGCAGCUUGACAAGCUGCUGGACAAACUGGGACUGAAGCCGCCAUCCAAACUGGAGUCCACCACCGACGAGCCGGUCUCUCUCGUAACCGACACUCGCCUGGCCGAGUUCACGGCGGCCGCGCACCCGCAGCCGGCAGGCGUCGUCUCCUGGUCGCCCCCGCAGCCCAACUGGAACCCCUGGACGGCCUGUAACAUCGACGAGGGACCCCUGGCCACGGCCACGCUGGACGCCAUUUCGGAGGACCUGUGUCGCAGCUACCAGGACCAGCUGAAGGAGGACACGCAGCUACAGAAGAUGGUGGAGGAGCGCCAGAAGCUGCCCGUGUUCGAGACCAGGGAGCACAUCCUGCACACCAUCAACAACAACCCGGUGGUGGUGAUCCGAGGCGCCACUGGCUGCGGAAAAACCACGCAGGUGUGCCAGUACAUCCUGGACGAGCACAUCCAGUCGGGCCAGGGUGGCCACUGCAACAUUGUCGUCACCCAGCCGCGGCGCAUCUCGGCCGUCUCGGUGGCAGAUCGUAUCUGUCAGGAACGUAACCAGCCGCUCGGCCAGGCGGUGGGGUACAGCGUGCGCUUCGAGUCGGCGCUGCCGCGGCCCUACGGAUCCAUACUAUUCUGCACCGUCGGCGUGCUGCUCCGUAAGCUGGAGGCGGGCCUGCGCGGCAUCUCCCACGUCAUCGUGGACGAGAUCCACGAGCGGGACAUCAACUCGGACUUCAUCCUGGUCGUGCUGCGAGAUAUGAUUCGCCAGUACCCGGACCUGCGUCUGAUCCUGAUGUCGGCCACCAUCGACACCACCCUGUUCACCGACUACUUCGGCGGCUGUCCGGUCAUCGAGGUGUCCGGCCGCACCUACCCCGUCAAAGAGUAUUUCCUGGAGGACUGCGUGGAGCUGUGUAAGUUUGUACCGGUACCCGACACCAGAAAACGAAAGCGGGAUGAUGACGAUGACGGCGGACUGGCGGACGGAGACGACGGACCCGCCUCCAAGAACCUCAACAAGGUGGUCGACCCUCGCCAGUACUCGCCGGCCACCCAGGCGGCGAUGAGUCAGCUCUCCGAGAGGGAGACCAGCUUCGAGCUGAUCGAGGCGAUCCUGCGCUACUGCAAGGACACGGGCACACCGGGCGCCGUGCUUAUCUUCCUGCCCGGCUGGAACCUGAUCUUCGCCCUGCUCAGACACCUCCAGCAGAGCUCCACAUUCGGCGGUCCCGACUAUCUGGUGCUGCCACUGCACUCCCAGCUGCCGCGGGAGGACCAGCGGCGAGUGUUUGACCCCGUGCCGGAGCACGUGACUAAGAUCAUCCUGUCGACCAACAUCGCCGAGACAUCCAUCACCAUCAACGACGUGGUGUUCGUCAUCGACUCCAGCAAGGCCAAGAUGAAGAUGUUCACCUCGCACAACAACAUGACCAACUACGCCACGGUGUGGGCGUCUCGGACAAACCUGGAGCAGCGGCGGGGCCGCGCCGGUCGCGUCCGGCCCGGCUACUGCUUCCACCUCUGCAGCCGUGCCCGGUUUGAGCAGCUGGAGGAGCACGUUACGCCGGAGAUGUUCCGCACUCCACUGCACGAGGUGGCGCUCUCCAUCAAACUGCUCCGGCUGGGGGGUGUUGGCGACUUCCUCUCCAAGGCGGUGCAGGCGCCGCCGAUCGACGCCGUCAUCGAGGCCGAGUUUCUGCUGCGCGACAUGCGCUGCCUGGACUCCCAGAACGAGCUGACGCCGCUGGGACGGCUGCUGGCGCGCCUGCCGGUCGAGCCCCGCCUGGGCCGGAUGCUGGUGCUGGCCUCCUGUUUCGGUCUGGCCGACGCCGCGUGCACGGUGGCCGCUCAGUCGGACGGCGGCGACGUGUUUCUGUCGGCACUGGGCUCAGAGCAGCGGCGCGUCACCUAUCAGCAGCGCCGGUUCGCCGGCAACAGGUGCUCCGACCACCUGGCCACGCUGAACGCGUUUCAGGCGUGGGAGAACGCCCGCGAGGGCGGCGAGCAGGCCGAGAUCCAGUUCUGCGACAACCAGAUGCUGUCGAUGCCCACGCUGCGCGUGAUGUCCGAGGCCAAGAACCAGCUGAAGCAGCUGCUGGUCUCGGCCGGUUUUCCCGAGCAGUGCCUGCAGCCCGUGCCGAUGGACUUCAACGGGCCCGACACCGGUCUGGACACGCUGGCCGCGCUCCUGGCGGCCGGCACCUACCCCAACGUCUGCUACCACAAGGAGAAGCGCAAGGUGCUGACGAUGGAGUCGAAGAUGGCGCUGGUGCACAAGUCGUCGGUCAACUGCAACAAGUUCGAGGUGACGUUCCCCUCGCCGUUCUUCGUGUUUGGUGAGAAGAUCCGGACGCGCGCCGUCAGCUGCAAGCAGAUGACGAUGGUGACGCCGCUGCACCUGCUGCUCUUCGCCUCGCGCCGCGUUGAGGUCAUCAAGGAGGUGGUGCGCCUGGAUGGCUGGCUCAACCUGGCCAUGCCGGCCGAGCUGGCGGCGCGCGUGGUGCUGCUGCGGCCCGCCCUAGAGCAGCUGCUCGUGCACGCGUGCACCGACCCCGAGUCGCUGAGCCAGCCGAGCGAGAACGACGCGGCCAUCGUGGCGUGUGUGCGCCAGCUGUGCCAGCUGAACGCCGCCCGAUACGGGAUGGCCCCGCUGCCGCCGCCUCCCGGCCACGGCAGCAAGCGGCCCUUCCACGGUCCGCCGCCGCCGCGCGGACCGCCGCCCUUCGCAGGCGGCGGCCGCGCCGGAUCCUUUAACUCCAUGUUCGGACACCACGGCGGAUACCGACCGCGCAUGCGCGGUGGCCCGCGAGGCUUUGGCGGCCCUCGCGGAGGCUUCGGGGGCCCGCGUGGCGGCUACGGUCCGCGCAUGGGAGGCGGGUACUAAGCGUCACCAGUGUCGGCACCAGGUGGGCGGGCGGUCUGUGCCCAGUGCCGGUGGUCCGGCGACUGUUUGUCGGGUCAUUGGGGACGCGUCGGCUGAUCUCCUAAGCAGCACGGUGGGGUGGGAUCCGGUUGACGCUUGUGCUUCGCCCAGUCUACUUACACGGGACGUGUAUGUAGUGGUUUGAUUUGCCCGAUUUUCAUGGACACUGCCCUUCACGAUUAUAAUUAUUUCCAAUUUGGUUCAUUCUACAAAUGUACUUUGGGUUUAAUGAUUCAGGUUUCCUUCUGCUUGUGAGAUAGUGGGGUGCCUAGUAUUGUUUUUGUCAUUUUAGUGCUUUUGGGGGAAUACAUUCAUUGUCACCAAACCAA
Messenger RNA from Amphibalanus amphitrite, 4269 nucleotides. Its product is annotated as ATP-dependent RNA helicase A-like. The transcript is spliced from 21 exons. The record is from RefSeq and is a predicted model, not a curated record. Lineage: Eukaryota; Metazoa; Arthropoda; Thecostraca; Balanomorpha; Balanidae. Gene Ontology annotation, molecular function: double-stranded RNA binding; 3'-5' DNA helicase activity; ATP binding. Gene Ontology annotation, cellular component: intracellular anatomical structure; ribonucleoprotein complex; nucleolus. Bases 239 to 3901 code for a protein of 1220 amino acids. Gene Ontology annotation, biological process: positive regulation of transcription by RNA polymerase II; regulation of mRNA processing.